AUGCAACAGAAGAACAUGAACCAGAACAGUGAUCAAACAGAAGAUACCCCAACAGGAUACUCUGCUGAUAUCAAUAUUAGUACCCCAACAGGAUACUCUACUGACAUCAAUAUUAGUACCCCAACAGGAUACUCUGCUGACAUCAAUAUUAGUACCCCAACAGGAUACUCUACUGACAUCAAUAUUAGUACCCCAACAGGAUACUCUGCUGAUAUCAAUAUUAGUACCCCAACAGGAUACUCUACUGACAUCAAUAUUAGUACCCCAACAGGAUACUCUGCUGACAUCAAUAUUAGUACCCCAACAGGAUACUCUACUGACAUCAAUAUUAGUACCCCAACAGGAUACUCUACUGACAUCAAUAUUAGUACCCCAACAGGAUACUCUGCUGAUAUCAAUAUUAGUACCCCAACAGGAUACUCUACUGACAUCAAUAUUAGUACCCCAACAGGAUACUCUGCUGACAUCAAUAUUAGUACCCCAACAGGAUACUCUGCUGACAUCAAUAUUAGUACCCCAACAGGAUACCCUGCUGACAUCAAUUUGAGCUAA
Molecule: messenger RNA, 552 nt
Organism: Biomphalaria glabrata
Lineage: Eukaryota; Metazoa; Mollusca; Gastropoda; Planorbidae
Exons: 2
Coding region: 1-552 (183 amino acids)
Source: RefSeq, a predicted model, not a curated record